GAGAGCUUAUUUUCCAUGAUUGUUUUCGCAAUUCGCAUUUUAAACACCGGCAAAAUAGAAAUCGUUGCUGAUCUAGUUUCGAUCGUCCAAAAACCCUAGAAAAAAGAUCGAAAGUUCUAACAUGGGCAACUUCGUAGUGCAUGCUGGAUGAUUGGUACUGCUAGCUGCUUACUGUUAUUGAGACAUUUGGAAUCUGGGUAGCGGGAUGGCUUCGGAACCAGCUGAUACAUCCUCUUCACCGCCUGUUACAGUUCCCAAUGUUCAUGACUCUGUUGCUCCUAAACAAGAGACUUCUGCACGCGAUGCCCCAUCAAUAUUAUCUGCGUCUGGCAUAUCCUCAUGGGCCAGAAGUCUCAAGAUUCCACAACCCUCUGAACUACAUGAAUCUCAGUCUGGAAAUUCAGGGAAGUCCACAUUUGCACGUUUCACCAGUGGCUUUGGGUUACGUUUAUCUCCAAAAUCAACUACACAAGAUGAGAGUGCUGCUACCGAGAGUACUUCGACUGCUGCGCAAUCUGGUGUUCUGGGAUCACUUACGAAAGGAUUUGUGGACUCGUCUAGAAGUGCAGUGAAGGCUGUGCAGGUCAAGGCUCGGCACAUUGUCUCUCAGAACAAGCGAAGAUAUCAGGAAGGUGGAUUUGAUUUGGAUAUGACAUAUAUCACUGAGAAUAUUAUUGCUAUGGGAUUUCCUGCUGGUGAUAUGAGCUCCGGUUUCUUUGGAUAUGUUGAGGGGUUCUACCGUAACCAUAUGGAAGAAGUAAUCAAGUUCUUUGAAACUCAUCACAAGGGGAAAUACAAAGUAUACAAUCUUUGUUCAGAGAGGCUGUAUGAUGCAUCACUAUUUGAGGGCAAGGUGGCUUGUUUCCCAUUUGAUGAUCAUAAUUGCCCCCCAAUUCAACUUAUAAUAUCAUUUUGUCAAAGUGCUUACUCAUGGUUAAAGGAGGAUAUUGAAAAUGUGGUUGUUGUUCACUGUAAAGCUGGUAUGGCGAGGACAGGAUUAAUGAUUUCAAGCCUCCUCCUAUUUCUCAAGUUCUUUCCAACAGCUGAGGAGUCCAUUGAGUACUACAAUCAGAAAAGAUGUUUGGAUGGAAAGGGUCUUGUGCUUCCAAGUCAAAUUAGGUAUGUUAAAUAUUUCGAACGCAUCUUAACAUUCUUCAAUGGAGAAAAUCAGCCUGCGCGAAGGUGCAUGCUUCGGGGUUUUCGCCUUCAUAGGUGUCCUUAUUGGAUUAGGCCCUCGAUUACUGUCUCUGAUCAUAAUGGAGUUCUCUUCUCAACAAAAAAACAUCCAAGGACUAAGGAUUUGAUGCCUGAAGAUUUUUGGUUUAGUGCACCAAGGAAAGGUAUCAUGGUCUUUGCUUUACCCGGGGAGCCUGGUCUGACAGAGUUGGCUGGUGACUUCAAAGUCCAUUUUCAUGACCGUCAAGGCGAUUUCUACUGUUGGUUGAAUACAACAAUGGUGGAAAACAGGAAGAUUUUGAACACAUCAGAUCUUGAUGGUUUUGACAAGAGGAAACUGCCUUCCCCUGGGUUCCAGGUGGAGGUUGUGUUGAUAGAUUAUGAUGGUACGGUCCCGACGAAGGUCAAAACCGAAACCGUCAGCAAGGAAUCAGAUAGAAGCUCAGGCACUGCUGCCGUGGCUGAUGGUCCUACUACUAGGCCUUCGGACCCAAGUAAAGGCUCUGCUAGCAAUGACAAGGACGAUGUUUUCUCGGACAGCGAAGCAGAGGAGGGCGGGUCUGUCAAGAGCCGACAAGCUCGAGAGGCAACUGCUGGGAGAGGGACCGCUGAUGCUGGUGGGAGACCUAAAACAGAGAAACCAAAGGAGGAAAUGGCGAGCGUAACUCAUGGCAUUGAACAAGUUUCUCUCAGAAGUGAAGGAGCGAAAGAGAACCCCAACACCAGUGAAAUGAAAAAUGAAGGCGCUAGUGGGGCUGCCUCAUUUGAGGUCCCGAAAUCGGAUUUGUCGGGAGUGAGUGAAUUCAAGGCAAUCGCUGCAGAUGCUUCUGUUUUUACUUUCGGCGAUGAAGAAGACUACGAAAGCGAAUGAGUGGGGGUGGCAUUGGCAUUUUAUGGUUGUCACAAUAUGUACAGAAGAUUUGUAAGAAAUUCAGAUUGAAGGAUCUUCAAAAGAAGUGAUGUGGGAGAUGUUUCUUCUUCUUGAUUGAGAAGAGAUUGAAAAUUCUAUUACAUUCUAUUUAUGACAGUUUUGCAAGUGGGCCAGGGCCACAGCUUCAACAUCGUUA
This is a messenger RNA of Magnolia sinica, 2243 nucleotides long. Its product is annotated as phosphatidylinositol 3,4,5-trisphosphate 3-phosphatase and protein-tyrosine-phosphatase PTEN2A. The coding region runs from base 206 to 2047 and encodes 613 amino acids. Gene Ontology annotation, biological process: dephosphorylation. Gene Ontology annotation, cellular component: cytosol. NCBI's taxonomy places the organism in Eukaryota, Viridiplantae, Streptophyta, Magnoliopsida, Magnoliales, Magnoliaceae. The record is from RefSeq and is a predicted model, not a curated record. Gene Ontology annotation, molecular function: phosphatidylinositol-3,4,5-trisphosphate 3-phosphatase activity. The transcript has 13 exons.